Messenger RNA from Lolium rigidum, 356 nucleotides. RefSeq lists its product as uncharacterized. The record is from RefSeq and is a predicted model, not a curated record. The transcript has a single exon. NCBI's taxonomy places the organism in Eukaryota, Viridiplantae, Streptophyta, Magnoliopsida, Poales, Poaceae. Bases 138 to 356 code for a protein of 72 amino acids.
GACAAUUCCAAGCCGGCCGGCCGGCCCUGGACGGCACGGCACGGCACAAACACCAUUACUAUCGUCGUCAUCGUCGUUCUAUUUAUAGAAGCAUACUGCUGGGUGCACUGAAGAACUGCAAGAAGUGAGAUCCAUCCAUGGGGUCGGGCGACUGGGGCCCGGUGCUGAUCGCGGUGGCCUUGUUCGUGAUUCUCACGCCGGGGCUGUUGUGCCAGAUCCCUGGAAACAACGGCCGCGUCGCUGAGUUCAACAGCAUGCAAACCAGCGCCGUCUCCAUCGUCGUCCACACCGUCAUCUUCUUCGGGUUCUGCGCUAUCUUCAUGAUUGCAAUCGGAGUCCACCUCUACGCCGGCUAG